GCUUGCGUGGUGUCUCAUGGUGUAUUGGUCACCUGCAGCGGAAGGUUCGAGUUGAAAUGGCGAGGGAUAUAAAAGAGCGUCGCCUUACUAGUUCUGCAAUCAUCCAAACUUGAAGCAACGAUGUCUGUCUACUAUUACGAGCCCUUCUACAACUUUGACCGUCUUCUCGACGCCUUCGGCAGUCGUCCCAUCGGGCAGCAGUUGACAGCGCCUAAUGAGCCUACGACGUCCGUGUUCAGGCCAAAAAUGGACCUGCACGAAGACACAGCCAAGAACACCGUAACCGCUACCUUCGAGCUGCCGGGCCUCAAGAAAGAGGACGUGCAGAUUGACGUGCACGAUGGUCGUCUCACCAUCUCCGGAGAGGUCAAGACCUCCUCUGAAUACGAGGAGGAAGGCUACGCUGUUCGUGAGCGCAAGUGCGGCAAGUUUUCGAGGAUGUUGAGGCUUCCUCAGUCCGUCAAGGAAUCCGAAAUCAAGGCCUCCUUUGAAAAUGGAUUGUUGACGGUCAAGUUCCCCAAGGCCGCUGCUGAGACGGCGCCGAAGAAGAUCACGAUUUCUUAAACACAAAGUUGAAUUGAAUGUUAGGAACGCAGAAUAUUGUAUCAGUAGUUGAAUGAGAAAUUGUAUUUUGUAGGAGAUUA
Molecule: messenger RNA, 644 nt
Organism: Desarmillaria tabescens
Lineage: Eukaryota; Fungi; Basidiomycota; Agaricomycetes; Agaricales; Physalacriaceae
Product: small heat shock protein
Exons: 3
Coding region: 121-564 (147 amino acids)
Biological process (GO): response to salt stress; protein complex oligomerization; protein folding
Source: RefSeq, a predicted model, not a curated record